Messenger RNA from Hibiscus syriacus, 453 nucleotides. Its product is annotated as annexin A7-like. The transcript is spliced from 2 exons. Lineage: Eukaryota; Viridiplantae; Streptophyta; Magnoliopsida; Malvales; Malvaceae. The record is from RefSeq and is a predicted model, not a curated record. The coding region runs from base 1 to 453 and encodes 150 amino acids.
AUGGGAGGCAAAAAGAAACACCAUGCUCCACCCGGGCCCUAUCCUUACCCUCUACAAGGAUAUCCUCCUUCCAGCGGAUACCCACCAGCGACAUAUCCUCCUACGGGUGGAUAUCCACCGACCGGAUAUCCUCCAUCAACGGCAUACCCUUCUCCUAGCGCAUAUCCUCCGCCAGUUGUUGGUGGAUAUCCUCCUCCUGGCGGAUAUCCACCAGCCGCAUAUCCUCCUCCGGGACCAGUAGGACACAUUCCGGCACCUUAUCCACCAGCUAGUUAUCCCGGUGGUGGUGCAUAUGGGGCUCACCCCCAUUACCCUCCACAUGGAGCUUAUGCAACACAUGGGAGUUACUAUGGGCAUGGGCAUGGUCAUGGCCAUGGAAAAUUCAAACAUGGGAAAUUUAAGCAUGGGAAGCAUGGCAAACACGGCGGGCAUAGAUACAAGAAGUGGAAAUAA